CUGUAAUGAUAAUAAUUACCAAGCAAUCAGUAUCUGGUGCAAGCAUACGCCCAAGGUUUUAUUUGGUACUAUUUGUAUGCUGAUAUAUCUCGGAUAUUUUGUUUUCAUGGAAACUUUAAUGUUGAUGGGGCCAAAGCAUACCAAAUGGUUAAUCGUAUUAUAAACUUCCUUUUUAUUCUUUUAAUUAAAAUCUACAGGUUUAUAAAUAUUUUUAGCAACAUAUGUAGGAAUUUUAGAUCAGACAUAUUGAUGGAUCACCCUUCAAGUUAGAUGCAGAGAGACAGAAAAUGGUCCUCUAUCUUGAAGCAGCAAUAGAGCGAGGAGUCCCGUGGUAAGGAUGAUAUUAUCUUUUUUAUGAGUUAACAUAAACUGAAGUGACAAUACAAGGGGCUGACAAUAGAGAUACACACAAAAGACAAGAGUUGAAUUAUUAUUUGAUUUGACUCGCGUCAUGUGCAAGAACAACCUAAACAUCACAAUAGCUGAGGUGGCAACAACAGGUGACAAACAAAGCUGUGUCAUUCUUCUAUUUGGAUGAUAACUUGGGAUAUCCCAUAGAUCCCAAGAUUAUAGAUUAUGACCGGAAGGAAAUCGGGCAAAAUAUACUUCAAGUGAAAGGUAACCGUAAAGAUUUAUAUAAAGCCGAUGAGGAACAAUUCACCCGGUCUUCAUUUAAGGAUGUUUUUGAAAACUUUUCUCGGUUGAGAUUCUCUAAACAUCAGGUGAUGGAAAGUUGUUGACAAAUGCUCAUUGUGUUGAACAUAAUUAAAAUAUUACCUUAAUUAAAAACCAGGUUAUAUAAUAACAAAAGUUGAUAUAAGGCUACACGGUAUGGGGAUGUCCCCACACCGUCGAGGUCCGGCGACGGAAGCUACUGCAUGCCCCCCCCCCGCGCGCGCGCGCGUCCCGGCCUCUCCGUCUCUUCUUCGCCGUUUGAGACGGUCCAAAAAGUGGGGCCCAUCAUUAAAGAAUUCGACCGUUUAAUAAAAAAAAAAAUUCCAAAUUUUGAAUAAUUCCAAACGGUCAGAAUUUUUAAAUAUAUAUAUUUACCUUCUAUUUUCACUUUCAAUCACCAAAUUAACCCCAAAAUUUCAUCUCUCUCUCAGAUAAUUUUUAUAAACCUUCUUCCACUAUUUUAUAAACCUUCUUCCACUAUAAACCUUUUUACACUUUUUCAUGGAUCCGUUCAACAACCCGAACAACCCGAACACUCCGAACAACCCGAAUAAUCCCAACAAUCCGACCCAACCUAAUGUUUUCUCGGUUCCGGGAUAUUAUCCGACGCUAGAACCGAACCAAUUCUCGCAAUAUUCAUCGAAUGCGUUUGCUUCAUUCCAACACUCGCCAAACCAAUUCGCUCAAAUCUCCCAAAAUCAAGCCCUUCAACAAAUGAUGAUGCGGGGUGCUUGGAACUUCCUACCCGUUCAACCUCAACCGAUCCCCACACCACCCGUUCAACCUCAACCGAUCCCGACCCAAUCCGAACCCGAAGACGAUGUGGAGAUUGUUCCCGAAAUCCAACCGCCUAAAGGGAAAGGAAAACGAAACAAAGGCAAGCAAGUGGUGGGUGAUCAACCGUCGAAACCGAAGGCGACUAAGUGGACACCAAUCGAAGAAGAAGCCUUAGCCAAGGCUUUCAUUGGCACUUCUGACAACCCGACAAAAGGUAAUAACCAAUCGGGUGAGGGGUUUUGGUCCAACGUAUUGGCCAAGUUUCUCGUCUUUAUGGACCAAGGCCCGUAUCGAGAUGUCGACUCGGUCUCCUCAAAGUGGCGGAAAAUGAACUCGUCCAUCAAUAGGUUUUGCGAGGAAUAUAAUAAAUUAUAUACAAGUGACCGUCGUAGCGGGUGGAACGACGAGGAUGUGUUCAAAAUGGCGUUGGACAAGUAUAAGGAAAAGAAUGGUAAUACCAACUUUUCUCACGUUCGCGCGUGGAUGGUUGUAAAAGACAAACCAAAAUGGAGGCCUAUUCCCAACGAGGUGGCGAUGGCGAAACGCCAAAAAACAUCGGAAACGGGUAGUUUUAGCGCCGGUGGAUCGGACGCGAGGUGUCACAUAAACUUAAAUGAUGACGCCGACUUUGACGAAGAGGAGUACAACGUACGUGAACCGGAGCGUCCAACGGGCCGAGACAAAUCAAAGAAGGAGCGGGCCAAGGGAAAAGAAAAGGAAAAGGUGGACCCGAACAUGGUUGAGUUUAUGGAACACUUCAAAAUGUACAACGACGUCUUGGCCCAAAAGACGAAGGCGAAGGAGCGGGCCGUCGAAGAAAAAAGUCGUGUAUCGGACGAAAAGUUACGCGAGAAGGUCCGAUUGACAAUUGAGAAAAUCCGAAUUUCCGAUGAAAAAAUUCGGCUCAAGGAAUGGGAAAUAAUAUCGAUGAAUGUGGAGGACGAACCCGAGCUGAAACGUUCGAUGUUGAAAAAAUUACAACACGACAUCAUGAAAAAACAUCAAAUUAUUUAACUCUAUGUUUAUUUUUAUUAAGUCUUUGGUUUUUUUUUUAAGUUUAUGUUUUUUUUUAUGUUUAUGUAAUGUGGGUUUAAUAUUAAUGAAAAUAUUUUGUUAGUAUAUUUGUUAAAUGUUAAAAAAAAAAAUAGAAGACUAAAAAAAAUAAAAAAAACAUAAAAAGUGGUGGAGGACUAUGACUAGGACCAUCCUACCAUGCCCUCUAGU
Messenger RNA from Helianthus annuus (common sunflower), 2676 nucleotides. RefSeq lists its product as uncharacterized. Bases 1177 to 2466 code for a protein of 429 amino acids. The transcript has 2 exons. The record is from RefSeq and is a predicted model, not a curated record. NCBI's taxonomy places the organism in Eukaryota, Viridiplantae, Streptophyta, Magnoliopsida, Asterales, Asteraceae.